Molecule: messenger RNA, 1413 nt
Organism: Centruroides sculpturatus (bark scorpion)
Lineage: Eukaryota; Metazoa; Arthropoda; Arachnida; Scorpiones; Buthidae
Product: solute carrier family 13 member 5-like
Exons: 11
Biological process (GO): monoatomic anion transmembrane transport; citrate transport
Cellular component (GO): membrane
Molecular function (GO): succinate transmembrane transporter activity; citrate transmembrane transporter activity
Source: RefSeq, a predicted model, not a curated record
AUGGCAAUUUAUUUUAUGACGGAGCCUCUUCCGUUGGCUGUAACUGCUCUUAUUCCAGUGGUUCUCUUUCCUCUUCUGGGAGUGCUUACUACUGCAGAAACGUGCACACCUUACAUGAAAGACACAAUCAUGAUGUAUGUCGGAGGCUUAACUAUAGCAUCAGCAGUAGAGCAUUGCAAUUUGCAUAAAAGAAUUGCUCUAAAAGUUCUUUUAACGAUAGGAACCGGUGUCAGAUGGCUAAUGUUGGGAUUCAUGAUAACGACCAUGUUUCUAUCUAUGUGGAUAUCUAACACCGCAACGACUGCCAUGAUGGUACCCAUUGUCGAAGCAGUUAUGGACGAACUGAGAAAACACGCAGAAAACGAAAAGUGCUUUCGCAGUAAAGACGAGAAUGUCGUGCUCUACAUUCCAACACAGAACAGGAAAGAAUCUGUAAAUACAAUAGAUACCAUUCCUAAUACAUUAGUUCAAAGUUCAGAAGAUUCUCUCACAAACGGAAAAGAAAUUAAUUACAAAACAUUAAACAAGGCAUUGCUCUUGAGCGUAGCUUACGCAGCAAAUUGUGGAGGAACGGGAUCUCUUAUCGGUUCCGGACCAAAUUUAGUUCUCAAAGGAUUCAUGGAAGAUACCUAUCCAAAAUCAAUUGAAUUAACGUUUGCAUCUUGGUUGUUCUACAAUGCACCCGCCAUGAUCGUAUGCGUCAUUUUAUCUUGGAUUAUUCUACAAAUUAUGUUCGUUGGAUGUUGUACCACUACCGAUAAAGAUGCACAGAAUGUAAUUAAAAAUGUUAUUCAAAAAUCAUACGAAGAAUUAGGAAGUAUUAGUUUUCACGAAAUUGCAGUUCUUGGUCUCUUUACAAUAUUAGUAUUUUUGUGGUUCUUGAGAGAACCACAGUUUAUCACGGGAUGGUCUUCUUUAUUUCCUUAUGGAUCAGGAAUAAGAGAUGCUACUCCAGCCAUUGCCGUAUGCCUUUUUCUGUUCGUAAUACCAGCGAAACCGAGUAGUAUGAAGACCAGUCCUUCACUAUUAGACUGGAAAACUGCUCAAAAGAAGAUACCUUGGGGCAUUCUAUUACUGCUAGGAAGUGGAUUUACUGUGGCCGAAGCUUCUAAGAAAUCGGGACUUUCCACUUGGUUAGGAAGUCAGCUUAUUCAUCUUCGUUCUCUGUCUCCUCAAGUUGUGUUACUCAUAUUAGUUUUCGUAACGUCAGCUUUAACAGAGGUAGUAAGCAACAUGUCCAUUACUACAAUAGUUCUUCCUGUUAUUAAUGAAAUGGCAGUGGCCAUCUCUAUUCAUCCUCUGUAUUUUUUAUUACCCGUGACGAUCGUAUGUUCCUUUGCUUUCAUGCUUCCGGUUGGAAAUCCCUCCAAUGCCAUUAUUUUCGACAGCGGUGCCAUGACGUCUUUCGAUAUG